AUGGAGAGGACGCAGAUUAAGCGAAAGAUGGAACGUAGUGCCGGGAAAAUGCAUGUAAAGAAGAAACGGGAGUUAGAGUCGAAACCUGAGGAUUCCCCGCAACCAAUUGGGGAAUUGGUUAAGUUUCCUGGUCGAUACCCCACAACCAAUGCGUUUAUCCCCAAACGUCACUACGAGAAGUUCCACUUUCAUGGCAAAACAUACGCACUGGAGGAUACAGUGCUGCUGACUCCAAAGGGCGCAAACAAAAAGCCCUAUGUUGCGAUCAUAAAGGAUAUUUAUCUUUAUAUACGAGACAAGGAAGAAUCUUUGAAGCUACAGGUACAAUGGUUUUAUCGUCCAGAAGACUUGGACAAAAAAUACGUUAGACACUGGAAAUCCAAAGAUGCAAGGGAACUCUUGUACAGUCUCCAUCGCGAUGAAGUGAUUGCUGAAUCUGUGAUGAACAUUUGCUCUGUGUAUUUUGCGCCAGAGGGUAAGCAAAUCCCAAACCAUGGAGAGUACCCUGACUUCUUUGUGACUUGGUUUUAUGAUUGUUAUAUUAAGAAGAUUUGUAAGCUCUGUGAUAUAAUUUUCGACGACGACGAGCAACAACAAGAGCUUGAUCUUCUUGUGGCAAAGACGAUUUCGCAAGCUGGUGAUCUUCUUGACAUUGAGAAGAAGAAAAAGUUGAGGAGGAAAUCAAGGUUGAUCAAAUCCCACGAGCUAGUUGAUCAAAUCAAGGACGGUCUCAGUGUUGAUGAAGGAACGGCUAACAAUGAGGAGACAAUAGGAUCAACGUCUGAAAGUGUUAACUCUGAUUCUUAUCUCAACGAUUUUUGA
Messenger RNA from Microthlaspi erraticum, 822 nucleotides. The record is from the annotation of a GenBank genome assembly. Lineage: Eukaryota; Viridiplantae; Streptophyta; Magnoliopsida; Brassicales; Brassicaceae.